AUGUGUCGUCAGCACCGGUCAAUAAAGAUGAUUUUGGUUGGGGAUCUAAACCAGAUGUGUCGUCAGCACCGGUUGAUAAAGAUAAUGGAUUUGGUUGGGGAUCUAAACCAGAUGUGUUGUCAACACCGGUUAAUAAAGAUAAUGGCUUUGGUCGGGGAUCUAAACCAGAUGUGUCGUCAGCACCGGUCAAUAAAGAUGAUUUUGGUUGGGGAGCUAAACCAGCUGUGUUGUCAGCACCGGUUAAUAAAGAUAAUGGAUUUGGUCGGGGAUCUAAACCAGAUGUAUCGUCAGCACCAGUUAAUAAAGAUGAUUUUGGUUGGGGAUCUAAACCAGAUGUAUCGUCAGCACCGGUUAAUAAAGAUAAUGGAUUUGGUUGGGGAUCUAAACCAGAUGUGUCGUCAGCACCGGUUAAUAAAGAUGACGGAUUUGGUUGGGGAUCUAAACCAGAUGUAUCGUCAGCAUCGAUUAAUAAAGAUGACGGAUUUGGUUGGAGAUCUAAACCAGAUGUGUCGUCAGCAUCGAUUAAUAAAGAUAAUGGAUUUGGUUGGGGAUCUAAACCAGAUGUUUCGCCAGCACCGAUUGAUAAAGAUAACGAAUUUGGUUCGGGAUCUAAACCAGAUAUGUCGUCAGCAUCUUUUAAUAACGAUAAAAACUGGCCUCAGAAAGCUCCUUCAAAUCAAAUAUCCGAUUCUAAUUGGGAUGCUAUUCCAGCAAUUGAGAGCGGCGGUGAUAAUUGGACGAAACAGGCCGCCACAUUUGAAGCUCAGCUCAAAAAAAAAGAUAAUCAAACAAAUGAUACCAAUAAAGUUUCUGGAUUUGGUUGGGGAGCUCCUCAAGUUAGCAGUGACAACGACUGGACGAAACAGGCUGCUAGCUUCGAGGCUCAGUUAAAUCAAAAAGGUGGUUCUGAUUUUUCAAAGGACAAUAAUAAUUAUGGUGGAAAUUACGGCGGAAAUGGUUUCAAUGCUAAUGAUAAUUAUAGCAAUUCUUAUUCAGCUGGCGGUGGUGGUGGUGCUAGUUUUGGAGGAGGCCGAGCUUGUCACAAUUGCGGUCACUUCGCCCGUGAAUGUCCUAACAAGAAAAAAGGUGGUGGAGCUUGUCAUAAAUGUGGGGAAGAAGGACAUUUUGCACGCGAAUGUACCAAUAAACCAAAUUGGCAAGAAGGUAGUUCUGGAGGUUACCGAGGCGGUGUAUGUUAUCGAUGUCAAAAGCCGGGCCAUAUAUCGAAAGAUUGUCCAGAAUAUCAACCCGGCGAAGAAGGCAGCUUCAAGCCACGAACUAGACCAUCAUUGAGUCCUUGGACAAAUCCUAUCCCAGCUACACUUUCGCCAGAAGCCGCCUGGCAAAAUAUAUUACAAGCCUGUCGCGAAAAUGACAUCGAUGACUUCAGAGAGGCUUUUGAAGAAUAUGCAAAAUCAUCUUCAGACCAAACCUUCCAAAGCAUCGAAACGAAAUUGAGGCAAACCGAUUGUCGAGGUAGAAUUGUAGCUUUGGGGCGGGAAAUUCCUUUGGAUAAAGUUUUAAUCGAUCUGCAAGGAAACACCGGCAAAAUGUAUGUGGCGACUCUUAUAAUAGGAGAUAUUUCGCGAGUUCGUAAAACGGCCGGUACUCUUCCUUCUUCGCAAGAAGAGAAUUUAAAAUGGCUAGCAGAUUCCGGAGAUUGUCAAGAGCCCAAGAAGGAAAUUGAAAAGAAGCCCCCUAUGAGCUGUCAAAACUGUAGAUCAGAGCUACACGCUACUAGAGAUUGCAACGAAGAAUUAAAAGAUCUUAAUGUUGAACCACGAGGAGGACGUGGCGAUCGUAAUUGCUUCAAAUGCGGAUCUGCUGACCAUAUUUCAAGAGAUUGUACCGAGAGUGAGACACGAAAUAACAGUGGUGCUGGAUUUGCAUGCCAUAAUUGUGGCGGCGAAGGACACAUGUCUCGCGAUUGUACUGAACCAAAGAAACAAAGACUUUUAACCUGUAACAAAUGCGGUCAAGAAGGCCAUUUUGCUCGAGAAUGUACUUCUGACGGGGGAAAACAAAAUAACUACGGAGACUCUUAUGGUGCUAGCGGCGGUGAUUCAUAUAACGAUUUCGGUACGGGCUAUAAAGACACUUUUUCUGGUACUUGGGAUCCGAAUAAUGUGCCGUGGAACAACAACAAUAAUUUUUCAACAAAGAGAGGUACUUCUUCCUCUUCUAAUCAAGAUUUCCCGUCCUGGGAUAAUAAUAAUCAGGCACCACCAAGUCGUCAAGGUGUUCCUUCCUGGGAUAACAAUAAUAAUUUUUCAGCCAAGAGAGGUGCUUCUCCUUCUAAACAAGGUUUCUCAUCCUGGGAUAAUAAUAAUAAUCCAAGUCAUCAAGGUAUCUCUUCCUGGGAUAAACGUAAUGAUUCCCCUUCCAGUCAAACUCCAAGUCGUCAAGUCUCAUCCUGGGAUAAUAAUAUCACUUCACCAAAACCAAGCAUUUCGUCUUGGGAUAAUAAUGAUCAUCAAACUCCUCCAACUCAUCAAGGUGCCCCAUCCUGGGAUAACAACAAUAACAUCUCCACUGCACAAAAACCCUCGACUCGGAAUAAUCAGACUUCAAGUCUACCAGCACCCCCGACUUCGUGGGAUUAUAACAACCAGAACCAAACUCCUUCACGGAAAGUUGCAGAUAAAAAAUCUGAACCAGACGAAUUACCGUGGAAGAAGAAUAAUAGUCAAAAACCAGCUGAACAGAGCCAGCAAUCUGAAUCAAUGCCAUGGAACAACAAUCACUCUACAACAGCCUCCUCAUGGAAUAAUAAACGCAAAGAAGCUCAACAAGAAGAAAUGCCAUGGAAAAACAAUAAUAGUCGUGCUGAUCCGCCGGCUAUUGAUUCGCGGGAAAACCGACCUAACAACCAAAAUCCACGGGGUUCGCGACCUGUUGUAAAUCUUCCUAAUACAUCGGCAAAUAACCAAGAUACUCGGAAUUCCCAACCUACAUGGGAUAGUAAGGUACCAAAUACAACUUCCAAUCAAGGUUCUUGGGAUGGCCGUCCUACAUGGGAUAGUAAGGUACCAAAUACAACUUCCAAUCAAGGUUCUUGGGAUGGCCGUCCGACAUGGGAUAGUAAGGUACCAAAUACAACUUCCAAUCAAGGUUCUUGGGAUGGCCGUCCUACAUGGGAUACAAAUACUUCUUCAGGUCCAGCUACAACUCAAGAUCCAUGGGAUGCUCGAACAAGCACUCGAAGUCAAACUUCUCAAGACUAUGACAUGACUCCACGUGGUCGAACUAAUCAACCAAAAGCAGUUUGGGGUAAAAACCAGGAACUUCAAUUCUUACAAAAAAAUGAAAAUGACGAUCAAAGUGAUGGUUUCGCUGGACCUAACAGUCAAAAUAGAGGAGCUGGUGGAUCUCAACAGGAUAAAAAAUUCGGUCAAGAUAACCAAACUAAAUGGUGGUAA
Messenger RNA from Ambispora gerdemannii, 3419 nucleotides. NCBI's taxonomy places the organism in Eukaryota, Fungi, Glomeromycota, Glomeromycetes, Archaeosporales, Ambisporaceae. The record is from the annotation of a GenBank genome assembly.